AUAAAUUUAUAAAUUAAAUUUAAUAAAUUGUUUGGAUGGUUCAGUUUUUAUAAACUCAAUUUUAUUAUAUAUCUUCUUAAUUAGAAAUUUUAGACAAGCCAAGGUGUAAUGUAAUAGAUAGUGAGCUCAAAGGAGUAGAUGACUAGUGUUUAGUGUUCUGUUAUCUUCAUAGAUGACAUUAGAAAUGAAACCAUUGAGUGCGCGACAUUGACAGAAAAUUUAGAAAUUCAACUGGCGGCUGUUUUUUUUUUUGUAUUUGGUCGAUCAUCAAGAAAUGGGUUUUUAUGAUUUUAUAAAUUUUGUAGUUUAUGAUAAUCCUGUCUCAAAAUCAGUAACUUCCUUUGUAAAGGGUUCCAAACCACCUGCAGUUCCCACUGUGACAGUUAUAACUGAGAAAACCCCUUUGUGGAAACUGGCAUCUGAAAAUGGACCGUUCGUUCGCAUUGCUGGUAUCAUGGGAGCUUCGGCCGUAAUUUUAGGAGCAUACGGUGCUCAUAGGUCAUAUCCGAAAGAUAGGGUGCAGGAACUGAAGCCAAUUUUUGAAACAGCUAAUCGAUUUCACUUCUUUCACAGUUUAGCUCUUUUGGGUGUUCCUAUGUGUAGGUCUCCUGUCUUGGCUGGUACUUUAAUUAUUUCUGGGACGAUUUUAUUUUCCGGAACCUGUUACUAUCAUGCAUUUUCGGGAGAGAAAAAAUUUGGAAAACUAGCUCCAAUUGGAGGCACAAUUUUAAUUCUGGGAUGGUUGUCAAUGGUUAUUUAAUUGUACCUGUUUUAAAUAAAUCAUCAUAUGGGUUACAUUUUUUUUUAGGUGAUUUGUCCCUGCAUGAUCAAUAAUAUAAGGAAGUGAUAUGUAUUUAAGAUAUUUCAAAAUGUCAUUUUUGAUGUAAAUACUGAUAUUGUUUUUUAUUUGUAAAAGUGUAUGGCACAA
Messenger RNA from Anoplophora glabripennis (Asian longhorned beetle), 928 nucleotides. Its product is annotated as transmembrane protein 256 homolog. The coding region runs from base 275 to 760 and encodes 161 amino acids. NCBI's taxonomy places the organism in Eukaryota, Metazoa, Arthropoda, Insecta, Coleoptera, Cerambycidae. The record is from RefSeq and is a predicted model, not a curated record. The transcript is spliced from 3 exons.